Molecule: messenger RNA, 1730 nt
Organism: Marchantia polymorpha subsp. ruderalis
Lineage: Eukaryota; Viridiplantae; Streptophyta; Marchantiopsida; Marchantiales; Marchantiaceae
Source: the annotation of a GenBank genome assembly
UAGGUCAGUACGUUGUCAGUCGCAGUGUGUCUGGGCUGGCUUCUCCGGCACAGGCGCCUCUUGAAAGUGCUCGAAGACUUUCGCAGUGUCAAAGGAACUGCAUUUCGAUUGAUGAAUGAAUCGGCCGACCAUAUUUGUCAUUGACAACUCCUGAGAUCGCUCCAAUUGUGUGAGAGGUCUUUUUCCUUCUUCUGGAAGGCGAAGAAUCCGUCCGAAAGGCGAGAUUUUCUGGAGCAGCGGAAGUGGAGUUUUGGUUCACGGAGAAGACGGACGAGGAUCGUAAGAGCCAGAGGGGAGCCAAUUUGACUGUGAAUUAUACACAGAGCUGUGCGUAGAACUUGCAGGGCUUCAGGCCUGGGAGGAGAGUAAAAGUUAGACCUCCUCAGCUUUGAGGUCUGUUGUUCUAUUUGAAGAAGGUGGGUUUGAGCGGAUUGGAACGGGCUUUGAUAAUCGGUUCUGAUCAGGGAAGAGAAGGCAGCGGGAUCAGGGAGCGGAUAGUCACAUUGUGAUGAAUCGAUUUUAGGAACUCUCUGGACAGCUGAACAGGAUAACUGGGUGGAGAAGAUAGAGAGGAUCAGAGAAAAAGGACAUGGAGGGCGGAUUUGGCGCAGGGCGUGUUCUUGUGUUGGGAGUAUGCGUAGCUGGAAUAUGGAGCGCUUAUGUUUAUCAGGGAGUUUUGCAGGAAACAUUAUCAACGAAAAAGUUUGGACCUGAUGGCCUUAGAUUCGAGCACCUUACCUUCCUGGGGUUUGCUCAAAACGUUGUUUGUUUCGCUUGGUCAUUUUUGAUGUUGUCGCUGUGGAGUCCGAAAAGACAGUCGCAAGCACCGCUAUGGAAGUUCUGGAGUGCCAGCAUUUCAAACUCUAUCGGACCUGCUUGUGGAAUACUUGCCCUAAAAUAUAUCAGCUACCCUGCGCAGGUUCUUGCGAAGUCGUCAAAGAUGAUUCCAGUCAUGUUAAUGGGGGCAAUCGUGUACGGUGUCAGAUACACCAUACCUGAAUAUCUCUGCACACUUCUUGUUGCUGGUGGUGUCGCUACUUUCGCUCUGUUCAAGAGCAGCAGAAAGUCAAUUAGUAAGAUUGCAAGCCCCAACGCUCCUUUGGGAUACACGCUUUGCUUCAUUAAUUUGGGCCUAGAUGGAUUCACAAAUGCAACACAAGAUUCUAUAACCUCCAAGUAUCCGAAGACGAGUGCAUGGCACAUCAUGCUAGGGAUGAAUCUUUGGGGAUCCGUAUAUAUGGCAAUUUAUAUGUUUGUCAUAACAAACGGAGGCUUUGAGGCUGUGGAGUUUUGCAGGAGUCACCCCGAAGCGUUUCGGGACAUUCUCUUGUUUUGCCUUUGUGGUGCUGUCGGGCAAAACUUCAUAUUCUUGACAAUCAGCCGGUUUGGUGCCCUUACUAAUACCACCAUCACUACCACACGCAAAUUCGUCAGUAUUCUGGUUUCUGCUCUUUGGAAUGGAAACCCCUUGAGCUUCGAGCAGUGGACCGGAGUGGUCAUGGUAUUCCUGGGGCUCACCUACCAGAUUGUUUUAAAGUGGCAGAAAAGAAAGUCCAAAGGCAGCUCCAAACUUGAUGCUGCUGCUUUAAAGAAAGCAUAGGAUGCCUAAUUUUACAAAUCUAUAAAUUAAGGUAUACCAGUUUUUAGAUCCCCCAGUUUUGACCCAAAAUGGCUAUCGAAAUGCCACUCUCUCAUGUAUUACCGAAGGUAAGCAUUCAAAUGAUUAAGCG